GGUGCCCCAUCCUCUCCCUCUCUCUGAUAGCCWCCCCACGUCCCCAUUGCUUUUGUGAGUGGUUUUGAGUGUUUGGCCUGCUAAAUUUAGCCUAUUGAUGUAAGCUGCAUUCCGGUGACAACAGACACAGAGACACCCCCCAGCAGUUUGGCUUCAGUGGCCGGGAGUGUGAAGAUCAGGGUGGAUCGAAACUACCUAGGUCGACCCCUAAGCCUCCUUGCCUUCCAGUCAAGGAUACAGGUCGUUUAAAAGACAGACAGGACACACACACACAGGUAUGGACUAGUCCCAUCAAGGUGUGCAGUUGUGAUUCCGAGUACCCAGGGGCAAAUCGUGUGCCACCCUUCCCAAAGCCACAAUGUCGCAAUUCUGUACAAUGCCAGCUGGAGAGAGGAAGAUGCAUGCAGCGGCUAUUUCUCGAGAGGUCCACGGUGCCAAUGGGGACACCAUGGACCUGGGGAUAAAGGUUAGCACUCCCAAAGACAUCAUGCUGGAGGAGCUGUCACUGCAAUCCAACAGAGGUUCUCGUCUUUUCAAAAUGCGCCAGCGAAGAUCGGAGAAAUACACGUUUGAAAGUAUCCAAAAUGAGGCAAACGUGCAGCUGAGUAGCGAUUUUCUAGCUGAAAAUGCAGACAGUGCCGAAAACAAAGAGGGAUCGAAAACACUUCCUUACACACCCACCCCAGGAAACCCAGAAAGCAUUGCACCAGGAUAUGGAGGCCCCUUGAAGGAUGUCCCUGCAGAGACGUUCAACUCUACAGCUAUACCCAAGUCCUACCAUUCCCCUUGGGAGCAGGCUAUCAUUAACGACCCCAACCUGGCCGCGACCCUCAAUAUCAGGAUGCCUGUCCCUGAGCCCAGACCAGAGGCUCCUGACUACAAGAGCUUUAACAGGGUGGCCACACCAUUUGGUGGUUUCGACAAAGCCCCCCGGAGCAGCGGGAUCACGUUCAAGCUGCCCGAGAUCGACCUAAACCUCCACAACUACUCUGAGCUCCAAGACCCAGGGGUGAAACGGCCCACCUUCAACAGGGUCGCCCAGGGAUGGAUAUCCGACGGCAUCCCACUGAUCCUGCCCACCGUGCCUCUGGAACCUAUGCCCAUCCCUGAGUCCGAUGACCUCUAGAUGACCUUUAGAUGACCCAUAAUACCCUGGAAAGACAAGAGAGCACUAGUCUGACAAAAUCCACUGCUGGCACCUCUAACCAUACUGCCUGAUCUGCGAUAUAGGGGUUGGAGCUGAAGCCUAAAUCAUGAUUUCUGAUUAUGUGCAACCGACGACAAACUGAUGGUUUAAAAUGGGGCUUCCGUGCUGCCCUGUUUCAAUUCUGUGCCAUUUGCCUGAGUAAUGAUACUGAUGGUUAGUUUUGCAUUGUGUAUUCAGAGAAUAACAUGUAAAUAAAUAGCACACAUGGCUGAAAUGUUAUUGAAAUGUCUAAGACAAAAUAAAUAUGAGCAAUACAUUGAAACUUCAAUGCAUCUUUUGGCUUAUAUUGGAUAUCAGAUCCAAAAGUAUCUUUGUCUUUUAAUUAUGUAGACAUGUUGCCUAUUAAUCUUUUAGAAUGGGCYUAUCGAUGUGCAAAUAAAAAAGAUCUAUCUCUUUGUCAUGA
Molecule: messenger RNA, 1610 nt
Organism: Salvelinus sp. IW2-2015
Lineage: Eukaryota; Metazoa; Chordata; Actinopteri; Salmoniformes; Salmonidae
Gene: myoz2b
Product: myozenin 2b
Cellular component (GO): Z disc; actin cytoskeleton
Molecular function (GO): FATZ binding; telethonin binding; actin binding
Source: RefSeq, a predicted model, not a curated record